Messenger RNA from Desarmillaria tabescens, 846 nucleotides. RefSeq names its product DHS-like NAD/FAD-binding domain-containing protein. The coding region runs from base 1 to 846 and encodes 281 amino acids. The record is from RefSeq and is a predicted model, not a curated record. The transcript has 5 exons. Gene Ontology annotation, cellular component: nucleus. Gene Ontology annotation, molecular function: histone deacetylase activity, NAD-dependent; NAD+ binding. NCBI's taxonomy places the organism in Eukaryota, Fungi, Basidiomycota, Agaricomycetes, Agaricales, Physalacriaceae.
AUGAAGGCCACUAAUGACUACGAAGGUUUCCGCACAGCGGUGCGUGAAGCCCGCCAUAUCGUUGUCCUUGCUGGGGCGGGACUAUCUGUUGCCUCUGGUGUUCCAACAUUUAGAGGGGAAAAAGGAUUGUGGAGACGACACGACGCUACCCUCCUCGCAACUCCGGAGGCCUUCCAUAGAGACCCAUCUCUUGUCUGGCAGUUCUAUCAUUACCGUCGCGAACUAGUAAUUAAAGCAGAACCUAAUGCCGGACACCGUGUUCUUGCACUGCUUUCUUCAUCGCCGGAAAUACUCAAACGCGUCGCACCUUCCGCGACAUUCCGUCUCGUCACCCAAAACAUCGACAACCUUUCCACACGCGCCUUACCUCCCAAUGCUCCACUAUCCGCCCGCCCCAUGGAGAUGCACGGAAAUAUAUGCCGUACCCGAUGCACUCGGUGCAGUCACAUUGAAGUGAACACCAAGAGCCCCAUCUGCCCCGCUUUGGCUGGGACAGAACGUUCUUUCGAAACCACCGUAAACCACGCCAAGGACCCUGUCAUUGACGAGAAAGAUCUCCCACGAUGUGCACGGUGUGGGGGCCUAUUGAGACCGGACGUGGUUUGGUUCGGAGAGGGCGUGCGCGACUUGGAGGAAAUCGCCAGUAUGGUCGAUAAGGAGUGCGAUUUGUUUUUGGUCCUCCCGUCGGGUAUUUUUGGCGAUAUUGUUCGCGGUAAUGGCGGGAGAGUUGCGGUGUUCAAUAUCGAAAAGACGUAUACGGAUCGGAUUGCCGAGUUUUCUUUUCAGGGUCCUUGUGAGGAGACGUUGGUGAAGGCGUUCGGCUUGGAAGAUGUCGUUUGUCAGUAA